CUUUCUUUAAUAAUCCAAACGAGAGAGUUCAUAUUUCCCACUAUUAUACCCCAAUGAAGACAAAAUUGAAGGCAAAAAGACAGAAGCCAUCUAAGCUAUCUAAAUUAUGGAGGUCUCGAAUCCAUCAAGAAAGGAUACAAAUAAAUCUUUUAUUCUCAGUCUGCCUGUUCAAAAUUUACCAGAGGGUUAUUUCAACUCGUCUCAGUUGACAUGGUAUACUAUGAAUCGUGGGAAAUCUCCAGUUGAUGUGGCAGUUAUUCCGUACGAUAGGAUGGAUGAUUUUGUUUGCGGGGAGUCAAGCCUUUCACAGUGUUCUACAAGUUUUGCCCGAACAAAGAGCUCUAAGCAACCUUUACACACAGCAAGUGUGACAUUGGAGCACAGAUCCCUAGUUUCAUGCACAUAUUGGUGUUCAUAUGGUGGUGCUGAUUAUCGAGAUCAAAUGAUCCACCCUGAACACAACAAGCAUAGACCCAACCGUGAGAGAAAAAAGAGGGGUUGUACUUGUCAUUUCAUUUGCAAGCAAUUGGCUGCAAGACCAUCCGAUGUUCUUAUCACAUAUGUUGAGAGAAGGCAUGUCGAUAAGAAUGGCUUACCUUGUCAUGGCCCAGAGGAUAUCUCAUCUGGUGGUAAAAGGCCUCUCCAUGCAAUGCAUUUGUCUUCUGAAAAGAAACAUUGGGUAUAUUCAUUAUUGUAUAUGGGCCUAUCAUAUAAAACCAUAUAUGACAAGCAUAUACAUUAUAUAAAUCAAGAGAAUGGAAGGGACCCAAAUAGGGAAGCAACCCGUGAUGAUUUCUUGAAGUUAAGAGAUGUACAGAACUUGGCUAGACGUUCAAAUGGAAUUGGCUAUCAGUUACACCCAAACGGUAAUGGAAGUGUGGGAAAAUGGGUGGCAAAGAACCCUUCUGAUGUUUUUAUUUUUCGCAAGGAUGAACAAUUUUCUUUCAUCUUGGGACUGCAGACACAUUGGCAGUUGGAACAACUAGUCCGGUUUGGAAACAGAAGCGAACUCUUCCUGGAUUCCACUUGUGAUCUGACCUGUUCUAAGUACUUUGUUUAUACAGUACUAGCUUUUGAUUCGCAACAGACUGGGAUUCCUGUUGCAUGGGUUAUAGUAGAGGAGGUGACACAAGAAGUUAUGUUUACUUGGCUCACUGCUCUGAAGAAGCGCAUUCUUGAAAAAGAUGCAACUUGGAGUGUGGCAUCAUUUCUAAUUGAUGAAUCCGUGCAAUGCCGUGAAACUAUCAGUGACAUAUUCGGUUGUCGGUUGCCUUUAUCCCUUUGGCGGGUCCGAAGGUCCUGGCUUGAGAGGCUUUCUAAGGAUGUAUAUGAUGUAGCACUUCGUGCAGAAAUGUAUUGUGCACUUGGAAAAAUUUUGCGCUUAUCGACAUCCGAAGAACAUGCUAUGGAAUCUUUUGCAAAGUUUAAGGUUAUCUUCGCUAUGGAGAUGACAUUCUUGUCAUAUUUUGAGGAGUACUGGAUACCCCAAAUUUGUCGUUGGUUUAGUGAGAAAAGGGAGUUUGCACAUCCUAGCCAUGAGGUGAAUGGAGCUCUACCAUAUUAUCAUUCAGGCCUCAAUGAACAAAGACCAGAGGCCAGAAACAUAUCUGAAACUAGACUUGACUGGCUUAUCAAUAGGCUGAUGAAAGAGGUACAUUCAUACUACUGGUAUGGUCAAUAUGCAAAGAAGAAUGGGCUCUGUAGAACUGUGGCAACUGAGCAUUUGCAGAACAAUGCCUGGCAAAAUGCUUUGAAAAUCCCAGAUGGGGAUGUUGUUUGGGAUUCCUUAUGUUUUCAUAUCGCAAAAGUUCAUAACCAAUUAGGGGGGCAUCCAGAGUAUUUCACUUUGUGGAACCCGGGUUCAGAGUAUUCUUUGUGUGAUUGUGGGGUUCCUAUUUGUGCAUCUACUUGUGAGCAUAUUGCUAAGUUGUAUAUGGUGUGGAAUGUUCAUUUGAAAACGCCCAAAUACCUAUGUUUAGAGAGCCCGCCAACAUCUACUACUUCUCAAAUAAACAGUACAAGUUCAUUGAAUCUGUGGGCUUCUUUGGUUGGGACCCUGCAUCAUAUUAUUGAAACUCUUCCUCAAGACUUUGCAAGGCUGGAAAGUGCCUCACGCUCAAUCCAUCGAUUGGAUAAGGAGCUGAAGAGUGCAAGGGAAAUCGUUGUUUCAGAUACUUGUGAUCCCACUCUCGCACUUGUUGAAAGAAUGGGUGACAGUGCUGUUUUCUCCGAAAUAAAGAGAAAUCAAGAGAGAGAGGCUGUUGAUGGCAGGAGAAAUAGUGGUGCAAAUAAUAAUAGUGAACAAUACUUAGAAUCUACUGUGACUGGCAAUGGGCAUCGGAGAAAGCUAAGACGGGUUGACAAGAUGACCCAUGUUAUAUACGGGAGAAUAUCGAGAGAGUCCACCAUGGGCCAUUAUGUUGAAGCCCUACCAGAUGAUGCAGUUGUUCAAUAUGCACCAGGCCAAAUGAGGGCUGACGAGCUUGUGAAGGAAACAUAAAAGCUGCCUAAUGGUGGCAUACAAGUGCGUUAAGACUAGAAGCUCGAUAUGAUGGGAGUGCCCUCUUGUUCCUUCCAGCCCGUGGAACUCUCUCUCUCUCCAAGUUCUGAACUCUCUCCCAACCCAACCAGAAAAGCAAGGCGUUCCAUCCAUAUGUGUUUCACUUAGCUAUCCAAGUUCUGAACUUCCCCCCAGAAAAAAGGAGGAGGUCCCAUUCAUGUGUGUCAUUUAGCUAUGUACUGGCAGUUACUCCUUGCAGCACCAAGAAAUGGUUCAUGAGGUAUCAAAACUGUAAUGCUCCAUUGUAAAUUUUCAUCAAUACAUGACAUUCACCGACUUUUGUUUAGUUUUUUGUUAAUUUCAAUCCAGAACUUAUUUUAGCAGUCCCUGGGGUUAUUCAAUGUUCAUAUUUUUU
Molecule: messenger RNA, 2915 nt
Organism: Amborella trichopoda
Lineage: Eukaryota; Viridiplantae; Streptophyta; Magnoliopsida; Amborellales; Amborellaceae
Source: RefSeq, a predicted model, not a curated record